Messenger RNA from Candidula unifasciata, 2765 nucleotides. NCBI's taxonomy places the organism in Eukaryota, Metazoa, Mollusca, Gastropoda, Stylommatophora, Geomitridae. The record is from the annotation of a GenBank genome assembly.
GAAUUGCGCAGCAGAAGCCAACAAGUCAAACCAAUUUGAAGUGUUUGGUAUGCGGAGACAAAUCAUCAGGAGUUCACUAUGGUGUACUGGCCUGCGAGGGAUGCAAGGGGUUUUUCCGCAGAGCUCUGCAAAAUGUUGGAGACCCAGCCCGCAAGAAAUGUUUCUACACAAAGAAUUGUGACGUCAACAUGCAGACACGAAACCGGUGCCAGUACUGUCGUCUGCAGAAGUGCUUAGCUCUUGGAAUGUCCAGAACUGCGGCCAAACUAGGGCGCAGGUCAAGAAAGAUGCGAGAAAUGAUCCAAAACAUAGAGAACACACAGACAGAGCAGGCACUCCAUGGUUUACUGAGCCUGAAUGCUGACAACAGUACAGCAGUUACUGUCAUUAACUCUGAUGAACAUCCUACAAAUUUGAGCACAAGUGACUUUCAGCAUCAGGCAGAAGUGUCUCCAAGCUCUGAUCGAAACACCCAGCUGUCAGUGGCUGCUUUAUCAGUGCUUCUGAAGGAGGGCUCAACUUCAGGUCAGCUUAUUGGUCAGCCUAUGGUAGCCAACCACCAUGCUCUAGUGAUUCCCAAGCCAGAGAUGAACCUACAGGCAGUAGCUCAGGCUCAGCUGGGGGUCACCGACCCAGACUUGAAGAACAGGAUCAUAACACUAAUGCAGCAGGCAGCAGCAGAAUCUACCAGUGGUAACAAUGCUGGCAGACAAGAAGAGGAUCAGCCUCUUAUGUUGAAAGUGCAGAGAAGUUCUCCAUCAUCUUUAGGUAUUGUGUCCUCAUCAGGAAUGCGAUCAUCACCUUUGAUGUCAACAGCUGCCACAUCCAAAGUAACAGUGAUUCAGCAUCAUAGGCCAAGCCCAGGAGACAGUCAGCAGAAUCUUCACAGUCCUGGAACCAGUGAAGAUGUUGCAGACAUCAAGAGUUCAAGGGCACAAGAAACAGGAAGUUCAAGAGCUUAUAGCAGUGAACCAUUGCCAACUUCAACAUAUAUUGACAAUCUUUUCAAAUCUCAGCAGAUUUACACUAUACCAGGUUCAUCAAAUCAGCUCUACAUCAAAAUGGAGAAUGGUCAGAUAGAGCCCAUUGGUCAUUUUGAAACGGUUGGCAACUCAACAGUUGUGUCCAAAGUAAUGCUCCCUUCAUUUGUCUCUGCUUCAUCCGAAUCGCUAUCCUAUCCCAUGUCGCUUCCAGCUUCAGUUUCUUUAACUUCCAGUACAUCUACAAACCCUUGUGUUCCCCAUAAUCUAGUAGUUAAUGAGAUUAAUUCACAAAUGUCUGAAGAAUUGCCUCAAAUGGCUGGCAGUUACCCAUCUGUGAUAGUUUCUUCUAACAGUUCCAGUCUUGAUCUGCGCAAGAAAUUUUCCGCAGUGGAGCAGUUCAUUCGCAGCCCUAUCAAAAAGAGACCCUACUUUCCAAACACAGGACCUGACGACCUGAGUCAGCCAGCCACUUCAUCUGGUUUACAAGCUUCCCCAACUGUAUCUUCAGUAACCACGUCUAGCAACAAACGAGGAUCCUCAGAAUCCAAACCAAAACGUCGACGUAAUAAUAACAAUAACAGUAACACUAACAAUGUCUCAGAGUCAGUGGCUGUUUCAUCCAUAGGCAGACAUGCUACAACUGUUAACACAAUCAGCAAUAGCAGUACAGCAGCUGAUGGUUUCUCCACCAGUCUGUCUGUAUCUGUAUCACAGAAAGUCAAUUCUCCAGUUCUGUCUCACAGAAAAGGCAGUUUUGUCACUUCUAACACAGACAGUGAAGGCCACGGUGCUGUCAACACCACCAAUGCUUCAAUUAUGGAGUAUUUCUCACAGAGCCUUCAGCAGCAGCAGCAGUACCUCCAGCAAGAGCAUGCCCAGCAGAGUUUCAACAACAGCUUAGCAGUUCAACCAGCAGGGAGGAGUGAUAGUUUUUCUGGGAGGAGUGAUAGCUUUUCCAGACUUGGUCGUCCACUAGACAAAGAAGAAAUUAAACUGACCGUCCCUUAUAUGGUGUCAAGGCUGAAUGACUCCUAUCAGACAACUUUUACCUUCCUGAAGACAAAACUGGUGGAGAUGAGGCAGAAACUACAGGAGUACAUUGGAAAUAUGACCAUGGAUAAUGUUAUAGGAAAAAUAAUAUCGCAGCAUUUGAAGUCAGGAAGCCAGAGAACCAGCCCAGGUGAAAUGUGUUGGCACCACUUCCAGAUGCGGCUGAACAGAACCAUUGAAGAUGUGGUUUGCUUCGCUAAAAAGAUUCCUGGCUUUGCUGAACUAGACCAAGAUGACCAGAUCAGUCUCAUUAAAGGUGGAUGCUUUGAGGUUGCCUGUGUUGUGUGUGCCCCAUUUAUUGAUGCAGAAACCAAUUCCAUAUUCUUGCUAGGAAAUAGUUCUAUAGUACUAAGGGACGAGAUGAAGUGUGGCUUCCCACUAGGGGAGCAUUUUGUUGAACUUCUCUUCAACCUCUCAAACCGACUAAAUGCUUUUAACCUGAGAAACUCUGAGAAAGCAUUGUUUAGUGCACUGGUCUUGAUAUCUCCAGACCGACCUGGAUUGAAAAAUCGUGAGAAAGUCAGCAAACUCCAGGAGCUUCUAAUUCAAGCUCUGCAGUCUGAGAUAACUCUGUCGCACAAAGAUGAGGGAGGUCUAUUUCCCAGACUUCUCAUGUCCAUCUCCAGCCUUCGUGAACUUGGUGUUGAGCACAGGCGAAUGCUGGAAUCCCUCAAGGGACAAAUGAGUUUUCCUCACGACCUGUAUGCAGAGACCUUUGACCUUCUUCCAUGA